Molecule: messenger RNA, 394 nt
Organism: Neoarius graeffei (lesser salmon catfish)
Lineage: Eukaryota; Metazoa; Chordata; Actinopteri; Siluriformes; Ariidae
Product: spermatogenesis-associated protein 45-like
Exons: 2
Coding region: 7-258 (83 amino acids)
Source: RefSeq, a predicted model, not a curated record
UGAAAAAUGGCAAAGCUGAAACAGGAGCAGCUACACGAGUUAAAUAUGCGCAGAGAAACGUGGUGUUGUGUAGAAGUGAAAGGCAGGAUCUGGGAUCGUCCUGAAAGGAGACAUUUUGCUUGUCAGCACCGAAACACCUGCGACUUCAGCGCCAUACUGACGGUGAAACCCGAAGAGCGAUCUUCCUGGAUGACCAGCCAGGCGAGUUAUCGCGAGAAGAGGCACGUUAACGAGAGCUAUGAAUCUCAUUUCAUGUGAACAACUUCAAUCAAGCUCAUCUCUUCCAAAACAUAUGACAAUGCUGCAGUAAAUGCAUGUAGCUACCAUUUGAAUGAGUGUUUGGAGAAAUUCUUUGUGACAUUAUAAUGGUUUGUGUCCUAUGAAGUGAUGUUGA